AUGAAGACAACAACACUUCUCGCAGCGGCAAUUGCUACCGUGUUGCCGGCAUAUGCAGCCACCGCAACAUCGGCAAACCUAGAAGAGCCAUCAGCGGCACCGACGCUCGGAGCCCAGGUCGUCCAAGGCUGCUUCAACUCAUGGGGAAACCUUAUUUUCAAUUCGACACCAGAUUUUAACACCAAGAGCGCAUGUGCUGUCGACCUCUGCUAUGCCGGUGGCUUCAAAGUUGCGGCGACGAGUGGCGGAAACCAGUGCUACUGCGGCAACGAAUACCCACCGAAAAACUCACUGGUGGACGACUCCAAGUGUGACGUGCCAUGUCCCGGCUACGGCGUUCAAGCAUGUGGUGGCAUCGACUUUUACACAGUUUACAACACUGGUGUCAUGCUGUCGGUCUCAUACGCCCCCGAGAAUGACACGUCCUCUGCUUCCGGCUCUGCCACCCCAAGCGUGGUCGCCUCAUCCACCGUCGUGUCAGGCGGUCAGACCAGUGUCGUAUAUGUGACUUCCACUCCGACGGGCGGUCCAGAAGACGGCAAGGGCGGCACACCUAUGGGUGGAAUCAUUGCUGGCGUCGUGGUUGGCGUCGUGGUUCUCGGCGCAGCGUUUGGUGGGCUCUGGUUCUGGAUGCGACAGAAGAGAAACCGUGAGAUCGAGGAGGAGCACCGUCGCAACGCAGCUGUCAAUGCCUUUAUGGGCGGAAAGCCACCCGGCAGCAGUGGUGGUUACUCCAUGGAGACAGACACCCGACUGGACCCAGUCAUGGCUCAACGCAGGAUGAGCAGUGGCAGCAUCGCCGACAACCAAGAUUACUCGCGACGAAUCCUCCGGGUCACCAACGCGUGA
Messenger RNA from Diaporthe citri, 849 nucleotides. RefSeq lists its product as uncharacterized. The transcript has 2 exons. Lineage: Eukaryota; Fungi; Ascomycota; Sordariomycetes; Diaporthales; Diaporthaceae. Gene Ontology annotation, cellular component: plasma membrane. Bases 1 to 849 code for a protein of 282 amino acids. The record is from RefSeq and is a predicted model, not a curated record.